UUUUCAUAAACUACUAUUCGCGGUCACACUGCUGAUACGUCACUUUUAGAAACGCCGCGAAUUUUUGCCAUUGAAAUUUUGCACUGGAAUUUCGCAACGCGCACAAAGGAAACAAGUAGCAAAUAUGUCGGGCACUUCGCAGAAGUACAAGAAUUUUGUGGCGGAGCCAAUGGGCAACAAGUCGGUUACGGAAUUGGCCGGAAUCGGCGAAACCCUUGGCGGACGCUUGACGGAAGCUGGAUUCGACAAGGCCUACACGGUCUUGGGUCAGUACCUGGUGCUGAAGAAGGACGAGGAGCUGUUCAAGGACUGGAUGAAGGAGGUGUGCCACGCGAGCUCCAAGCAGGCGUCCGAUUGCUACAACUGCCUUAACGACUGGUGCGAAGAGUUCUUGUAAGGGAUGUGACCCCGAGUCUUCAAUGUUUGGAUCAAAAGGCAUAAAAGCACUGGCAAAUGAUUUCUAACUAAGCAUGUGCCGUGUUUAUGUUCGUAUCACUGAUAGUAUGUAGUUUAUAUGUAAUUUAAUGUCUACCCGGAAUAAAUGUACAGUCAUGGAAACCAUCCAA
Molecule: messenger RNA, 566 nt
Organism: Drosophila biarmipes
Lineage: Eukaryota; Metazoa; Arthropoda; Insecta; Diptera; Drosophilidae
Gene: baf
Product: barrier-to-autointegration factor
Exons: 2
Coding region: 125-397 (90 amino acids)
Molecular function (GO): DNA binding
Source: RefSeq, a predicted model, not a curated record